CAUUCGCCGGCCACAGAUUGGCGCGCUCACGUACCCGCCUCCUACGGCAGGACCAGUAAGCGGAUAGCGGAGGCCUGGCGCCCGCUGUGAUUGGCCGAUUUUAAAAGCCCCUGCUGGGCCGGCCGAGCGGCAAAAUGUUCGUGCUGCUGGUUGCGCGCGGCGGCGCCUCUGCUUUGUGUCCACAGGACCGCUGGCCGGGCUCACUGCACGUGCGGGCGGCGUCGGACCGCGCUUAGCAACCACCUGGACAGGGCCAGGCCGUUUUCCCCCCCUCAGGAAUUAGUUGUUGACCGUGGGCCGCCGCGGGAAGUUGAGGCCUACCCCAGAGGAGGCUGCUGAGGUGAAUCUCGGGAUCCGAAGGGCUCCCUCACCCCAGCCCGGGACAAAAUCCUACGCCACCAGCCCGCCGAAUGCGCCCCCACAGCCGGGGAUCCCGGGUCUUCAGAGAAGAACUCGGCCGAAUGCGGUCAGAAAGCCCGCGAACCGCCUGGACCUGCAGGCCCCGCCGCUUGGAGUUCCCGCCUUUCCCGACUGAGCCCGUGUCUGCUCGUGUGUCUCACUGAUGUCUUAGGUCUCAAAAAAGAAAAGGUUUUUAGGAGAAAGAAGAUAAAUGGGGCCGUGGGUUCGUGGUCCCAGGGGGAAACUGACGUCGCCUGAGGUCGUCGCCCCUCAGCUUAAGCUGAGCGGAACCUGAGCGUGAAGAGGUGGCAACCACGGAAGAUUUGGGUGCCUUGGAGUUCCCUGGACACCGAAGCCUGGACACAGUCCCGGGGUCUGCACCGCCUGUGACCUGCAGCGGGACCGCCGGGGUGGGCGUUUUCUCAGCGGGCGCGCGCGUGGGCGGACUUGGGGAACUAACUGGAGCGAAGUGGCAGACGGGGUGGUGACGUCGCGCAGGCCGUCCUUUCCUGUGGAGUAUUUCUUCAGCUAAACCCUGUAUUUCAUGUGUCCAGGUCUGGUUUCUGGGUUUCUUUGUAGUCCUUCCACCUGUUAGUGCGCCUUCACUUGCAAACGGUUCGUUGCAGCAGUAAUGAUGCCCUUCCCUGAGCGUGCUGGAGUGGCUCCUCGCUGACGCAAGCUCACCUUGCAGCCUCCACAAGAACUUGGGAUUCUCAGCAACUACAACUUAAACGCGCCCUCAGGAAGCCCUGGAAUCUUGCUCAGAAUUUUUUUUUUCUUUCUUUUUUGUUUUUUGUUUUUUUGAGACAGUCUCGCUGCGACGCGCAGGCUAGAGUGCAAUGGCGCAAUCUCGGCUCACUGCAACCUCGCUCAGGAAGCCCUGGAAGCUCAACCGCCAGACUUCUCUUGACUCAGGCCACAGUCUUCUGUGUGGCUGGUCUCCAGGAGGUAAGGACAGCCCCGCAGGUGACACUGGUGCUUGGGCUCCUGCUAAGCAGUUCUUUCCUUCAAGUAACAGAACCAGGGAGGGAGGUGGGCUGCGGCCUCCCCUGCCCCUACAGUCGUCUCCUGCAGCUCCCACCAUGCUGGACUCAUCAGCAGCAGAGCACGUGACCCGACUGACGCUGAAGCUCUUGGGACAGAAGCUGGAGCGAGAACGGCAGAGCAUGGAAGGGGGACCUGAAGGCCUCCACCUCGAGCCAGGAAAUGAGGACCGGCCGGACGACGCCCUGCAGACUGCUCUGAAGAGGAGAGACCUUCUGCAGAGACUCCGGGAACAACACCUCCUGGACGAGCUCUCUCGGGCCCAGGCCUGGAACGGGGCAAGCAGAGGAGCCCUCGGAUCAGCCCUGCCCCCUGAGCUGCCCCCCACGGGCAUCCUACCCGCUGCUUCCCCAACCCCGCUGGCCCCAGACCUGCCAAGGAUCAUCCUGCCUACGGUCACCCAGCCUCCUGCCACCAUCAUUCAGCAGCUCCCUCAGCAGCCACUCAUAGCACAGAUUCCUCCUCCCCAGGCCUUCCCUACUCAACGGUCAGGAAGUAUUAAGGAAGACAUGGUGGAGCUGCUGCUGCUGCAGAACGCACAGGUGCACCAGUUGGUCCUGCAGAACUGGAUGCUCAAGGCCCUGCCCCCAGCCCUGCAGGACCCGCCAUGUGUGCCCCCGGGGGUCCCACGAGCUGCCAGGCCAAGGCUGCCGGUCGUGCACCACCACCACCACCACCAUGCUGCGUGGCCACCUGGGGCCGCCACUGUCCUCCAGCCCGCCCCCAACCCGUGGAAGCCCGGCCCACCCUGAGUGUGAGUCACAGAGACCCUGGCCGGGGCACCCUCCACCCCCAGGCUUCCUCAGGGCUGUGGGCUGUGGCGGGUCCAUGGAAAGGAGCAGGGGGAGACCCUGCUGCCCCCUAGAGUGGCCACGUGAGUGUGGACCGCAGGCCCCUCCGGGGGAAGCUGGGCAGGCUCGCUUUCUGGCCACAGGGCCAUUCCAGGGGGCAUCCCUUGCUCUGGGACCCCUGCAGUGAGGGGCCUGUGAACCCGCGCAGGGCAGCAGCCCCUCCCAGGGACCCUUCCUUUCCUGUAGUGUGGCGCCGGCCCACCUGGGAGCCUCAGGUCCCCCUCUUCCAUCACGGAGGUAAAGUUGAGGCCGUGGACACUACCACACUGAUGAUCCUGAAAUAAAGAUUUCAUCCGGAAAGAGUUUAAGAAAACCUCAGCUCAGAAGCCAGAAUCGGGAAGAUCAAUAGCUUUAGCCACAUGGAAUGUAAACAUCCUGAUGGGAAAAAUACCACAAAGUCAAAUUUAGUAACUAGGGACACCCGUUUAUCACAGCUGUGGAGCAGACUCCCACUAAAGAAGUAGCAGUGCAUGGUUCAAUGCCUGUAGUCCCAGCAUUUCAGAGGCUGAGGCAGGAGGAUCACUUGAGCUCAGGAAUUCAAGACCAGCCUGGGUCACAUAACAAGACCCUGUCUCUACAAAAAGUAAAUUAAAAAAACUAGUCAGGUGUGGUGAUAUGCACCUGUGAUCUCAGCGGUUCUGGGGGCUGAGAUGGAAGGAUUGCUUGAGCCCAGGAGUUAGAAGCUGCAGUGAGCUGUGAUGGAACCACUGCACUCUAGCCUGGACCACAGAGCAAGCCCCUGUCUCAAAAAAUAAAAUAAAAAAGUGAAAGAAGCAA
Macaca mulatta (Rhesus monkey) is the source of this 3071-nucleotide messenger RNA. It is a transcript of the gene C3H21orf58, whose product is annotated as chromosome 3 C21orf58 homolog. NCBI's taxonomy places the organism in Eukaryota, Metazoa, Chordata, Mammalia, Primates, Cercopithecidae. The record is from RefSeq and is a predicted model, not a curated record.